Messenger RNA from Nanorana parkeri, 1755 nucleotides. It is a transcript of the gene ALDH1A3, whose product is annotated as aldehyde dehydrogenase 1 family member A3. The coding region runs from base 73 to 1611 and encodes 512 amino acids. NCBI's taxonomy places the organism in Eukaryota, Metazoa, Chordata, Amphibia, Anura, Dicroglossidae. Gene Ontology annotation, molecular function: aldehyde dehydrogenase (NAD+) activity. The transcript has 13 exons. The record is from RefSeq and is a predicted model, not a curated record.
UCCUGUACAGAGCAAUCUACAGAGCUUUCCUCUGCUCCAGCUUCACCUGACUGUUCUAUACACUGCUGUAAUAUGACAACCACCAAUGGGACCAUAGAGAAUGGGCUGCCAGACAAGAAGAUGCCUUUGCUACCAAAACCAAUAACCAAUCUGGAAAUCCAGCACAAUCAGAUAUUUAUUAAUAAUGAGUGGCAUCAAUCAGUAAGUGGCAGAACAUUUCCUGUGUACAAUCCCACCACUGGUGAGAAGAUCUGUGAUGUACAGGAAGCAGAUAAGGCAGACGUGGACAAGGCGGUGGAAGCUGCAAAGUCCGCUUUCCAGAAAGGUUCUGCAUGGAGAAGACUGGAUGCCAGUGGAAGGGGAAAAUUGCUAAACAAGCUGGGGGACCUACUGGAGAGAAACAGAGUAAUCCUGGCUACUCUGGAGACAAUGGACACUGGAAAACCUUUUCUGCACGCGUUCCUCGUAGACCUGGAAGGCUGUAUCCGAACCUUGCGCUAUUUUGCUGGCUGGGCUGACAAAAUACAGGGGAAGACAAUCCCGGUGGAUGAAAGUUUUCUCUGCUACACAGUACAUGAGCCUGUUGGAGUGUGUGGAGCCAUUACACCUUGGAACUUUCCUCUGCUGAUGUUGAUCUGGAAGAUGGCUCCAGCUUUGUGCUGUGGAAACACAUUGGUGAUAAAACCUGCAGAACAGACUCCUCUCACAUCUCUCUACAUGGGAUCACUAAUAAAAGAGGCUGGGUUCCCUCCAGGAGUUGUUAAUAUAGUGCCAGGAUAUGGGCCAACAGCUGGAGCUGCUAUCUCUCAACACCCUAACAUAGACAAAGUUGCUUUCACUGGCUCCACAGAGGUUGGCAAACUGAUCAAAGAAGCAGCUUCUGCCAGCAAUUUGAAGCGUGUCACCCUGGAGCUUGGCGGGAAAAAUCCAUGUAUUGUUUUUGCAGAUGCCGACCUGGAGCUGGCUGCUGAAUGUGCCCACCAAGGUGUUUUCUUCAAUCAAGGCCAGUGCUGCACGGCAGCCUCAAGGGUCUAUGUGGAGGAAUCUGUGUACCCAGAGUUUGUCAGACGCAGUGUGGACCAUGCCAAGAGACGGGUUCAUGGAGAUCCAUUUGAUUUCAAAACAGAACAUGGUCCUCAGAUUGACCAGGAGCAAUUUGAUAAAGUUAUGGAAUACAUACAAAGUGGGAAAAAUGAAGGAGCCAAACUGGAGUGUGGUGGUUCUGCCGUUGGAGAGCGAGGAUUAUUCAUUAAGCCCACUGUAUUCUCUGAGGUGACUGAUGAUAUGAGGAUUGCCAAGGAAGAGAUCUUUGGACCCGUCCAGUCCAUUCUGAAAUUUAAAAGCAUAGAGGACGUGAUCAAGAGAGCCAACAACACAGAAUAUGGACUGACAGCUGCUGUCUUCACUGAGAGCUUGGAUAAAGCAUUGAAUGUCGCUUCUGCCCUGCAGUCUGGAACAGUAUGGAUAAACUGUUACAAUGCUCUUCAUGCACAGACCCCAUUCGGAGGCUUCAAAAUGUCAGGAAAUGGCAGAGAACUUGGUGAAUAUGCAUUGGCAGAAUACACAGAAGUUAAAACAGUCACUAUCAAACUAUCACAGAAGAAGCUUUGAGGAUAAAAGGAAGAGACUGGUGUGCGCAAAUCCAUUUCCACAUCAUCCACGACCAGAAGGGACUUGUUAAUACUGAGGGAUUCUUACUUUUUUUUAAAUUAAAUCAUGAACUGUUAAAGAUCUGUCGUCUAUGAUAACUCACAG